Molecule: messenger RNA, 4341 nt
Organism: Dissoconium aciculare CBS 342.82
Lineage: Eukaryota; Fungi; Ascomycota; Dothideomycetes; Mycosphaerellales; Dissoconiaceae
Exons: 2
Coding region: 1-4341 (1446 amino acids)
Biological process (GO): endocytosis; endosomal transport
Cellular component (GO): plasma membrane; cytoplasm
Molecular function (GO): actin binding; calcium ion binding
Source: RefSeq, a predicted model, not a curated record
AUGUUCUCUGGGUCGAGCUCGUACCUAGGCGGCGCAAACGCCGGGCGCGCUGGCCAGCCUCAGUAUGGUCAGCAACCGCAACAACCACCUCAAAGUCAAACCCCAUUUGGCGCGCAGCAGCCUGGCUAUGGUCAAGCUCCUCUGCAGCAGCAAUACACCGGAUAUCCGGGAGGAGGCGUCUUGCCUCAAGCGACUGGAUACCCUUCGCAACCACAGCAACAGCAACCUCAGCAAUUCUUGCAACAGCCCCAAUAUGGAGGCUUCCAACAACCUCAGCCGACAGGCUUUCAGCCUCAGCCACAGCAACAAGCGCAACCGACUGGCUACCCACCAAUGCCACAGGCGACACUUCAAGCGCCGGCACCCGCACAAGCACCACAGCCAACCGGCAUGACGAGUGCAGACAUGGCCAAUUCAUUCAGGGCAUCUGCGCCAUCCUCUCAACCGCCGUCCGCAGCCCCAGCUACGGGUAACAAGAUUCCCAACAUCAGGCUGAGCUUCAUCACAGCACAGGAUCAGGCCAAGUUCGAGCAGUUGUUCAAAAGCGCGACGGGUGGUGCUCAAGCUCUGACUGGAGAGAAGGCGAAAGAUUUGUUGAUCAGGAGUAAACUGGAUGGGAAUAGCCUGGCACAAAUUUGGACACUAUCAGACACAACGAAGUCCGGUCAGCUGCUCUUCCCGGAGUUCGCACUGUCCAUGUACUUGUGCAAUCUGAGGCUCACAGGAAAGGAUUUGCCUGCCACUCUGCCUGAGAAGGUUCGCAAUGAAGUUUCCAGCAUGGUCGACAUCAUCUCUUUCGGCAUUCCUGAUGAUGCUCCUCGACCACCGCAGCAGUCAAACGCGCCGAGCUUCACUGAGGUCCCACAGAUUCAACAACCCCAGGCGCAGAACCCUUCCAACCAGCAAUUACUUUCGGCCCUGACAGCACAACCAACAGGAUUCCAGGUCCCGCAAGCGACAGGUUAUCAACAAUCUAUGCAGCCACAGGCGACAGGUUAUCCGGGCGGUAUGCCUCAAGCCACAGGAUACUCAGGGCCACGACCUCCGAUGCCGCCAAUGCCGACUGGCUUCGGCCAGAGCACUGGAUUGAUGCCGCAACAGACUGGCUAUCCAGGCUCCAUGCCUGCACCUCUCAAUGCUCAGCCAACCGGCAUGCCAGGUCAGUGGGGUCUAGUCAAUGCACCAGCGAGUGGCCUACCCAAUUUGCAGGCUCUGCAGCAGCAAAUGAUGCCGCAAGCUGGAAGGGAGACCGGCUUCACCACACAGGGGCUCAGGGGUAACGCCACAGUUCCCUGGGCGGUGACCAAAGACGAGAAAAAGAUUUAUGACGACAUGUUUAAAGCAUGGGACGGAUUCGGGAAGGGAUUCAUCACGGGCAAUCAAGCCAUUGAGAUUUUCAGCCAGUCAGGGUUAGACAAGCCAGAACUGGAGCAAAUUUGGACGCUCAGUGAUCCGCAUAACAAAGGUCGGUUGAACCUCGAUGAGUUCGCGGUCGCUAUGCAUCUCAUCUAUCGGCGAUUGAACGGAUACCCUGUGCCCAAUCAGCUCCCGCCGGAGUUGAUUCCCCCUUCGACGCGCCAUCUCAACGACAGCAUUGGAACUAUGAAGGGCCUUCUCAGCCAAGACGCGCAAGAGCGUAAAUCUAGUGGCGCGUUCUUGCAGCCACAGAAGACUGGAGUAAGCUACUUGAAAUCACGUUCGUUCAAGAGCGGCGCCGGCUCGGAAUUAGGACGCAAAGAUGCUACAGUAUUCAAAAACGAUGACAACGAUGUCGGUUAUCGCUCAUCGGCUAGGCGCAGAGUCGGACAAGAUGGUGCUAGAAGCUCGUCUCCUGCCCACAGCGAAACCAGUAGUCUCAACGCUGACGACAUGAGCAUUGACCAGCUAAAGAAGACCAUCAGAGAGAAGCAGGUUCUCCUGGACGCGAUGGACUUUGAAGAUGAAAAUAGUCAAGACCAGGAGGAUGCACUUGAUCGAAAGGAUAGAAAGGAGAGCGAGGAUUUGUUCCGACGCAUCCGCAGGAUACAAGAAGACAUCGACAGCCAUCCUGCCAGCGCCUUCAAAAACGGUAGCUCUGAUGCCGAGACCCGGACAUUUCAACGGCAGCUGCGCACAUUGCAGGACCGUCUCCCGGAGCUUGCCAGCCACGUCAGGCGUUGUGAGCGUGCGAUUGCAGAUGCUCAACUCGAAUUGUUCAGACUGAAGGACGCUAAAGCACACCCUGGAACGGCCACCCCCAUCAUUGGCACUGGUCCUGGUGGUGCAGUGACCGAAAGCGACAGGUUGAAAGCAAGAGCCAAAGCCAUGAUGCAACAACGUUCCGCAGCACUGACUGGCAAGAAGAUUGAUGUCGCAGAUGACGGUAGCGCUGCUGCACGACGUCUCGAGGACGAGAGCAAGCGCGUUACUCGCGAGCGCGAGGAUAACGAAAAAAUGGUUCGAGAAGUUGAGGAGAGCGUCACGGAAUACAGCAAGAGUCUAGAGUCCAGUCUGAAGGAGGGCGCGCCAUCAGCUGCGGAUGAUCAUGAGAGGCGCCGUUGGGAGGAUGGUCUCGGUGUAGAAGAUGAGGUCAAGGAUUUCAUUUUCGAUCUCCAGCGAAGCUCCCGCGCAGCUCGCAUUCGUACCCAGGAGAAGACACAACCAAAGUCUAGGGCAGCUGGAUUGGCGGACGAUGAAAGCCGUACGAAUUCACCUAUCUCGCGCACGGACAGUCCGGCCUCAAGCAAGUUUGUUACAUCGACUCCACAGACCAGUGGAUCGUCCUAUGCCAGCUACAAAACAGCAGAGGAACGAGCAGCUUUCAUCAAGCAGCAAGCAGAACAGCGCAUGGCCGAGCGUCUCGCAGCCCUUGGAAUCAGAACCCCAGCUAAAGGUGGAGAGACUGCUGCACAGCGUGCCGAGCGCGAAAGCAAGGAACGCGAAGAUCGCCGGAAACAGGCCGAGGCUGAAGAUGCUCGACGCGAGGAGGAAAGACGCGCAAGACUUGAAGGAGAGUCCAUCGCGCCGCCUGCGCCUGCCGCCGCCGCUGCAUCUAAGGCUAAACCUCCGCCUCCUGCCCCGAGAAACAAAGCAAGCGAGGGAACGCAAGGUUCAAGUAGCAAUCCAUGGCAAGCGGACACUAAGCGAGCUGAAGAGCAGGCGUUGAAGGAGCAAGGAGCGGCGAUCGCUGAAGAGACCAAGCAAUUAGAGGACGAGGAAGCUCGCCAGGAGCGCGAGCUGCAAGCCCAACGUGCAGAGGCAGAAGCAUCUCUACGAGCCUUAGAGGAGCAAGUCAAGGCAGGCAAGCUCAAAAAGGCUGAGGAGAAGAAGCGUCGCGAGGCUGCCAAGAAAGAGACUCAAGAGAAGGAGACUCGCCUUACGGCUCAGCGCGCCGAGAUUGAAGCUGCAAAGGAGAAGGAACGACAGCUGCGACUUCAGCUCGAAAGCAUGGGUGACGAUGACGAUUCCAGUGAUGAUAAUGAUGAGGGCCCGGUCGAUGCUUGGAAAAGCCGUGCAGAGCCAUCGUCGGCUCCCGCAGUGCCGCAAGUGUCGCUACCUACAGUAUCCGAGCCACCUGCCGCUCCACCUUUGCCUCCGACAGCUGCACCUGUGCCUGAAGUUGUGACAAGCCCUCCAGAACAGUCGAAGAACCCGUUCUAUCGCAAUCUGAGCCAACCCUCCGCCCAAUCCUCCGCUGCGCCUUCUAUUGUUUCACCUGACAGCAACAGCGAGACCAAACUCGACACCAAUCCGUUCCAUCGCAUCACUUCACAGGAAGUCGCUAAACAGCAGACUGCUCUGCCGGAUCCCGUGCAGGCAGUGAACCGCAGCCGCUCCAAGAAACCCGCCGAUGAAGACGACUGGUCGGUCAUGGAGUCCGACGACGAUGACGACGACGAUGAUGACGAAGAUAAGCCUCAAGGCGGUAGCGCCAAGCAACUUGCUUCUAUUCUUUUCGGCACAAUGGCGCCGCCGCGUCCACUUUCCGCCAUGGACAGCCCAGCUUCUGCGACGGGUUCUCCUGCACCAACCCGUUUCGCUUCGCCACCACCUGCUCCGCCAAUGCCAACUGGAGGCGCGCCUCCACCGCCACCGUUCCCGACGAGCAGUGCUCCACCACCACCGCCAAUGCCCAACCUGGGUGCUCCACCACCCCCACCAAUGCCAAACAUGGGCGCUCCUCCACCACCGCCGAUGCCAGGAACGGGUGCACCUCCGCCGCCACCGAUGCCCGCGGCAAGUGCACCGGCCGCCAGACCUAAUGUGGGCGGACUAUUGGGUGAAAUUCAGGCCGGAAAGGGAUUGAAGAAGGUGCAAACCAAGGAUCGCAGUCAAUCAUCAACGGCGGGCAGAGUGCUGUGA